Molecule: messenger RNA, 1854 nt
Organism: Laccaria bicolor S238N-H82
Lineage: Eukaryota; Fungi; Basidiomycota; Agaricomycetes; Agaricales; Hydnangiaceae
Exons: 6
Coding region: 1-1854 (617 amino acids)
Source: RefSeq, a predicted model, not a curated record
AUGCUGAUGGGGCCUACAACUGCCCAAGAUCAAGUGAGAGCGGCUUCCUUGCUGAAAGGGACGAAGGACGAAUCGUCGUGCGACCUCCAGAACCAGCUUAGUGCGUUCUGUGAGUAUCAAAGCGCUAGAGAUUACACGGGUAUACGUAGGCGAGCAACGAACGGUACUGCUCCAUCGAAAUGUACAUGCAACCCAGUCUUUUUCAACAUAUGGAGCGCAUGUUCAUAUUCAAGCGGCAACAACACACUGCCUAUCUACAGCUCCUGGACAGCCCAAUGCCAAUCAAAUUCUGUUAGCGUUAGUGGGAGUGCUCAGUGGGUCUUGUCACCCUCGGGAGUUGGACCCGGGAUGGAUUUUCCGGGAUGGGCAAAACUGUCUGUACCAGGCAAUGGAACUUUUGACAUGAUGCGAGCGGUAUCUGUGGCCAUCGCACGUCCACGUACGCCCGCCAAAAUCAUCAUGAUCUCAGUGGUUGUGGGAGUGAUCAGCGGCCUCCUCAUCGUCGUUCUGUUCUUCGGCUGGCAGCGUCGGAAAACUGUAACGCGAAAAUCCACUUUCCAGAAACUGCGGUACCCAAUUUGGACGCGCAGGCUGCGGAGCGUUCAGCAGGAAGAACCAAAGAGUGAUUGGACUAUAGAUCGCGCUGAGGAGCCUCCACAACCACAAGAAGAGGAGUUUGUUUUCGUGCAUCCCCAGUCGCCCACGUCGCCCACGUCGCCCUUGUCUUUGCAUGACGAACCGUUGAGAUCGCGCUGGUCCGACUCGAUCCAUGCGCCUCCUUCUAUCAUGGAUAACCGACGACCGCUCCGGAGUGUUUGGAGCGAAAACAUUGCUAGGAGGGUCAAGGCUGUUCCUGGGCUUAUUUCUAAACCGUGGAAACCACGCCCGAUCCGCGUCACGGCUGUUCCUGCCCGUAGAGGCUUCCGUGUGGACACCAACGACAGGACAUUUGGGCUCGUGUCUCCGGGUUAUACGCCUACGAGUGCUCAUCCCAGCCGACUUCAUGAAACUAUUCAUGAGGAUGACGAGGAGCAGGGUCUUGAUGCUGAUGGCCAUCAACGCCAGCAAUCGAUUCAUGAUGUAGACGAUGAUGAGCGCAUGACGCUUAUUUCUGAUCAUGACAGGACUGACAAUGAUGUGUUUUUGAUUUCGAGGAAUGGCACGGAUUUCAACACGUUGGGAAGUACUCCCACAUACUCGAAUAUACUGGUUGUCAGUCCAAGUGAUUACGGACACGUACCACAGCAGAAUCAGCGCAGUAAAAAACCUCAGGUACCUCCCCCUUUACACUCACCCCCUGCAAAUACACGCACAGUAUAUACACCCCAUUCCAACGGAGCUGGACCAUCCUAUUCAUCAGCCUUGCGUCCCAUAGCACUCGAACGAUCACAAUCGAAUCUUCCGCGACCUCCUGCUAUAGCUCGUCAAACCUCAGCAGAACAACCACACCACCGAGCUCCUUCUCUGCACGACUCCAUAGACAUCGAUUUCGAAGCCGCAUCUAUAUCACGUCGGUCGUCAAACCAAAGUUUUCGCGCUCCAGCACUACAGCAUCAACGCUCGAUAUCCCAAUCCGGCUUGGUCGGCAUCGACGAAGUGUACCACGAUCCGUAUGCACCAACCAACCAUCGGAGGGGGCUCUCAGCGGACGACGCGGCUUCGUUUUACCUCACGCCAGAGAACGCGGCGUAUCCCCCACAUCAGCUAUCUGUUGAAAAUCUCAUUCCUCGCCGUACGGAUCCUGUGAUGCUUUUCCCUGGAUCUGUAAGAGGGGCGGGGUAUGGAACUACGCCUGAUGCGUAUCCAAAACCACUGCCUAGUCUCCAGCCUAACAGACGAGGAAAUAUUUCAUGA